UUAUUAAAAUAUCGCGAGAAGGCGACGAAAAUGUAUGUGACGUCACAUGACGCAUCAGCACAACUUCCGGUUGUUUUUCUACGGUACUGAGAAAUGUGGGGGAAAAAAAAGAGGUCAUGUUGUUGAACUCUUGACAAGAGUCUCUGGUCCUAUUGGGUGUUCAUGUGCUUGUUAAUGUUUAACUUACUGCAUUGCGCACCAAGCUGCAGAUAUCUGAAACUCUAAAAAGCUCAUAAGGACAGAGGAUUUUUCUGACAGAGAGCAUGGCUGUGCUGAGAGCCUCCAAACAAGCCCUGAGGAAAGAUCUGAAGCGUAGGCUUGCUGCGCUUAGCGCCGAGGAGAAGCAGCGGCAGUCCCUGGUGCUUUCACGCAAGCUGCUGAAACAUCCUAAGUACGUGUCCUCGCAGCGGAUUGCAGUGUUCCUCAGUAUGGAUGAUGAAGUGUCCACUGAGGAAGUAAUCAGGGACAUUUUCAAAAGGGGCAAAAGCUGCUUCAUACCCAGAUAUCUGAGCGGAAGCUCACAUAUGGACAUGCUGAAGAUCAACAGUCUGCAGGACUUGGAGAAUCUGCCUCUGACGUCCUGGAAUAUCCGGCAGCCGUCGGAUGAUUGCAAAAGCAGAGAGGAGGCAUUGUCUUCAGGGGGGCUGGAUCUCAUGGUGAUGCCAGGCCUGGGCUUUGACCUCAACGGAGGACGCCUCGGACGAGGAAAGGGCUUCUACGACACUUAUUUGAGACGCUGCAGUGAACACCCCAAAGGGAGGCCUUACACCAUCGCCCUUGCUUUCAAAGAGCAGCUCUGUCAAAAGGUUCCUGUGGACACCAAUGAUGUCUUCAUCGACGAAGUCCUAUACGAGGAGCCAUAACCAGUCAUUUCUAUGUACAUCUCACAUGAUCCAGGAUAAUUCAUGAAUCAAUUCCCACUUCAUAGGAAUAACAGAAUGUAUUCUUGUCUUUCUGACCUCCUGUGCAAUGAUGGUUUGGUUUUACACACUCACUAUUUGGUGGUCAUCCACAGAUGACCUACCUGUGAUGUAUGUAAUGACAUAAUACAGUCUGACCUACUAAUGAAAAAACAAAGAUUCAAAUAAAACACAAAAUAUCAAAUAAACCUGGUAAUGAGACUGAUAAUUUGGACUUACGAGUUUAUUACCAGUAGUUCCUCACGGUUGCAUAUUUUCUGAUCAUCGAGUUUUAACAAUUUAUGACUGAGAAAUGGUGCGUAAGUGUUCUAACAUAUAUUUAACAUUAUUGUGGAGCAAUUUUAGUCCAAUCUCCAUUUUCAGGAUUGUUUUACAUCAGUCCCAUUAAAGGAGUUUGAGCAUGAACAACCU
This is a messenger RNA of Poeciliopsis prolifica (blackstripe livebearer), 1331 nucleotides long. It is a transcript of the gene mthfs, whose product is annotated as 5,10-methenyltetrahydrofolate synthetase (5-formyltetrahydrofolate cyclo-ligase). Gene Ontology annotation, cellular component: mitochondrion. Gene Ontology annotation, biological process: folic acid-containing compound biosynthetic process; tetrahydrofolate interconversion. The coding region runs from base 264 to 863 and encodes 199 amino acids. NCBI's taxonomy places the organism in Eukaryota, Metazoa, Chordata, Actinopteri, Cyprinodontiformes, Poeciliidae. Gene Ontology annotation, molecular function: 5-formyltetrahydrofolate cyclo-ligase activity. The record is from RefSeq and is a predicted model, not a curated record. The transcript has a single exon.